Molecule: messenger RNA, 4573 nt
Organism: Betta splendens (Siamese fighting fish)
Lineage: Eukaryota; Metazoa; Chordata; Actinopteri; Anabantiformes; Osphronemidae
Gene: kif7
Product: kinesin family member 7
Exons: 20
Coding region: 216-4292 (1358 amino acids)
Biological process (GO): mitotic spindle organization; microtubule-based movement
Molecular function (GO): microtubule binding; ATP binding; microtubule motor activity
Source: RefSeq, a predicted model, not a curated record
CGGCAAAGAACGCAGCGCUCUCAGCCGUCGGCCAUGACGCCUUCCAGCAGCCAAACCCAAAGCCCAGACCGAACUUUCGGGCUCCUCCUCCCGAUCCUCCUCCACGGUGCCUCUCAACUUCUAUUCUCUGCAAAAACCCUGCGUUAUCCCGAAUUCAUGCUGCAACUUCUGCCCGUCUGAAAUGGCCCAGAGGUGAUCGACACGGCGCCGCAGAGAUGUCUCCCAAGCUGCCCAGUGGCCAAGGCAGAGGGGAUUACUCUGCAGUGCAAGUAGCCGUUCGAGUGCGGCCGCUGCUGCCUAAAGAGCUUCUGCACUGCCAUGAGAGCUGCAUCACCGCGGACCCCGAGCUGUGUCAGGUUACUCUGGGCCAUGACCGGCGCUUUCUGUGCGACUUCCUCUUUGAGGAAACCUGCUGUCAGGAGAAGGUUUAUUCUGUGUCCGUGCAGCCUCUCAUAGAUGCAUUCUUCCAAGGGUUCAAUGCUACAGUUUUUGCCUAUGGGCAAACAGGCUCAGGGAAAACCUACACCAUUGGAGAAGCCAAUAUCUGUUCCUUUAGAGACGAGGAGCAGGGUAUUAUCCCAAGGGCUGUCGCAGAUGUCUUCAAGCUGCUAGAUGAAAAUGACCUGACAGACUUCUCUGUUAGAGUUUCCUAUCUGGAGGUCUACAAAGAAGAAUUUAAGGACUUGCUGGAGGUGGAGACUGCGAGUAAAGACAUCCAUAUCCGCGAGGACAAAGGCAACAUUGUAUUAUGUGGCGUAAAGGAGUGCGAAGUGGAGGGUCUCGAUGAGGUCUUGAGCUUACUGGAGUCAGGAAACACAGCCAGGCACACUGGUGCAACCCAGAUGAAUCCGAACUCCAGCCGGUCCCACACCAUUUUUACCUUGUAUAUGGACCAACGGCGAGGGACUUCACGCCUUUAUGGGACUGCAACAAGUGCUGGACCACAAAUGUUGUCUUCCAAGUUCCACUUUGUUGACUUGGCUGGGUCGGAACGUAUCUUAAGGACGGGUAACACUGGGGAGAGACUGAAGGAGAGCAUCCAGAUUAACAGUGGACUACUGGCCCUGGGGAAUGUUAUUGGGGCCCUGGGUGACUCCAAAAGGAAAGGCUCCCAUAUACCAUACAGAGAUUCUAAGAUUACAAGGAUACUAAAGGAUUCUUUGGGGGGAAAUUCUAAAACACUGAUGAUUGCCUGCAUCAGCCCAUCAUCAUCUGACUUUGACGAAAGUCUGAAUACACUUAACUAUGCCACACGGGCCAGAAACAUUCAGAAUCGGGCGACGGUCAACUGCAAACGUGAGCCCGAUCGCGUUGAGGGGCUGGAGCAGCAAAUAAAAGCUCUGCGCAGAGCCCUCGAAAACCGGCAGCGUUCGGAAACUCGCAUUAUUGCUCACGCUGAUCCAAACAGGAGACCUCGACUCGGCGAAGGAGAGCUCAGCAGGCUGCAAGCCCAGAGUGCCCACUACAGGACAUGCACAGACACUGCUUACAGAUUGAUGCGGGAACUCCAGAGUGAAGGCGCUCUGACUGCAGAACAGAGUUUGAGAGUGAAAGAGUGGCUAUGCUCGGUGGAGGAGGAACGCAGCGGACUGACCACUGCCUCAGGACCAGACAGUGGCAUCGAGAACAUCUUCACUGAAGACAGCGUCAUACCGAGAAGGGGACGGCCUUCUGUAAAAGGCCAGGAUCCAGAAGCUGCAGAGGAGAGAUGGAGCCACGAGCAUGAAACUGAAAAAGAUGGAGAGAAAGAAGAUAGUAUUGCCCAAUUUCAAGCACAAAUCCAGAAAUUGGAGAAAGAAAACACAGACUUUUUGUCAGCCCUAGAGGAUGCUAUGGAGCAGUACAAGCAGCAGAGUGAUAAACUGCAGGAGCAACAGGAUCUGAUAGCAGAACUACAGUGUCAGCUGUCUACCCAAGGGCUGAUGGGGCUGAGCCUUAACCUGAGAUCACGGCCACAUACUGCUCCAAUGGGCUCCAUGCAGCACAGUCAGAAUGGAGCCACAUACAGACAGGUAAGCCCACUGGGCCACCUCAGCAAUGGGCCCCAUUGCGAUCAGGAUUGUAACCUCUAUGAGGAACAGGAGAUUCCAGGAGGAGCAGAAAUGGUGGACACAGAUGAAGACAGCAGUCCUUCCAACCUCGCUCGUGAGAGACGCAGGCAGGUAAAUUUGACCUGGACUAAAAGGGACAUGCUGCCAGGACGACCAGCAGCUGGUGGUAAAGGUCCAACGACUCAGCUUCAUGAGCCAGACCAGCACCCCUGUUUAGCCAGAAAAGCCUCUAACUCCAGUUCUACAGAGGCAUCUGUUUGGGAAAGUUUGAAGGGCUUUGAAGGCUUUUCAGAGUGUGAACUUCUUCAGGCACAGCAGAAGAUCAGGGAACUGUCCGUUACUAUUCGUAUAAAGGAGGAACUCAUCAAGGAACUGGUCAAAACAGGUAAGGACGCUCAGGCCCUGAACAGAGAGUACAGCCAUAAGAUCACAGCCCUGGAGAAUGAAGCUGUUCAGGCACGACAGGAGCUACAAGAGGCCCAACGGCAGCUGCAGGAUCUAGAGAGGCAAGAGAGAGAGAUAAGUUCAACAGACAAGACCAGAGCGCAAGAGUGUCGCAGGAAGAUAGCUGCUGCUCAGAGCAAAGUCCAGGUACUGAGUCAGCGCCAGAGGGACACAGCUCGUCUAGCUAACCUCCCUGCACAGAGUGAACGUCGUGUGUUAGAGCUGGAGCGAAGCGUCCAGUCGAUGAGGCAGCAGCAAGAGCAGUUACAACGGCGGCUUCGCCAGGAAAGUCAGCAGAAACGGCGUCUGGAGACGGAGAUGCAGCGAAGGACUCACAGAGUCAAGGAACUUGAAAUAAAGAAUGAGCAGCAGCAAAAGAUCCUGAGAAUAAAGACGGAGGAGAUCGCUGCCUUCCAGAGGCAGAGGCGCAGUGGCAGUAACGGCUCAGUCGUCUCAUUAGAGGAGCAACAGAAGAUUGAGGAACAGAAACGCUGGCUGGAUGAGGAAAUGGAGCGAGUACUGGAACAGAGGAGAGGACUGGAAGACCUGGAAGGAGAGCUGACUAAACGAGAGGAGAUCCUGGCUAAGAAAGAAGCCCUGCUGCAGGAGCGCAGCGGACUGGAGACCAAGAGACUCCGCUCCAGUCAGGCCCUGAGUAAAGACCUAGUGAUGCUUACUGGGCGUAUUGAGUCACUCGAGCAAGAACUCAGCGAGCGGAGCGGUCUCCUACGCAGCAGCAGCGCUCAAGACUCCCAACAGAUCCGCCAGGAGAUCUCCAACCUGCGUCAGGAGAAAGAUUCACUGCUCAAACAACGAGUUGAACUGGAUGAUAAGCUGCGGCAGGGAAACCUGCUUUCACCCGAGGAGGAACGAACACUUUUCCAGUUGGACGAGGCGAUCGAGGCUCUGGAUGCAGCCAUCGAGUACAAGAAUGAGGCCAUCACUCAAAGACAGAGACAGCUGAGGGCCUCUGCCAGCAUGCUGUCCCAGUGGGAGAUGAACCUCAUGGCCAAACUCAGUUACCUGUCUGCCUCCGAGACCAGAGCUCUGCUUUGCAAGUACUUUGACAAGGUGGUGUGUCUGCGUGAGGAGGAGCGUAAACUGCAGCGCGCCCUGGCUGAGCUGGAAAUGCAGCUGGAUGAGCAGCAGAGGCAGAUGCAGUGGCUGGAGAGCGCUCUCGACCGAACACAUCUCGACACAGAUCGUCGACUCACACAGCAGCAGAAGGAACAUGAACGAAGCGUUCAGCUCUUGCUGCAGCAGUGUCGAGAGCAAAUAGACGAGGGCCUGGCAGGAAGGCAGAGGCAAUAUGAGGGCUGGAUCCAUAAUCUCAGCAAAGAGCUCAACUACUACAAGACGGCAAAUCUGGAGCUCAGCAACAAACUGAGAGAGCUCUGUGGUUCAGUCAGCCAGAAGGAGCAUGCUAAAGGCUCAGGCAGCUUGGAGAAGCUGAGCCGCUGCCCCGAGGACGGCGCAGGAGGCCGGCUGUCGGUGCAGCCGGACAAACCUGCCAAGUCCAGGGAGGAGAUGCGCGAGCUGGUGAACACGCCCCUCCCGUCCACGUGGAGACGCUCCUCGCUGCCCACGGAGGAGCCCGCCGUCAUGGAGGAGCUGUGGCUCCGAGUGGCCGGAGACGCUCCCGUCAACCGCGUGGUUCAAACUGGAGCCGGGCCCUGCGGAGGGCCGACCUCCCUGCCGGCGGUCAAAUCCCGCAGAGAGUCGCGUCGCCCCAGCCUCAAUGUUGGACCACUGACUUCAAACUCUGCCUUAAUCGAUGUUCGGAGGAACCCUGUCUGAAAACGGGUCUAUCGUGACCAUUAACAUGGAUUUGUCCUGUGGAUUCUGAAAGAUUAUGUUUUAUUCAUUUUGUGUUUUGGUAUUUUUCUAGUGUAUAUGAUGUUUUGUAAAACAUGAACGCCCACUGAUUUUUAUACAAAGCACUUUGACAGAGUAAAGUUUAUGUUUCAGUAAUCGGUAGGUUUACGAAUCAAUCACGUAUUAUUACAAAGUAGGGUUCUCUUGCUCCCUCUUGACCUUCUACAGUAUUGUAUAUUAAAGUCUUUUUACCUUUACACUCA